ACUAACUGUGCCUAGGAAAUAACCGGCGGUACGGAUACACACCUCGACUAGCGCUUUGUGUUGCAGCUACAGUAGAAGCCACAUUGGAGUGAAAGGAGCUUUACGCAUGAACGCAGAUCUGCUAUGAUCAUGAACACAGAUCUGCUAUGAUCAUGAACACAGAUCUGCUAUGAAAUCUUCGCGGUGACCGGAAUUCUGUCUGUUUUUGUGCCCUGGUGGCAAAACCAAAGCUAAAGCGAGUAAAGAUGAAGCAGCAUGGAGUGGGGGUUCUACUGACACUGUGGCUCUUUAUGGAGUGUAUAGAAGCAAAGAAGUACUGCUGGUAUUUUCAGGAAGGAUACCCCAGCUACUUCAUAUGCCGCUCGUACGAGGACUGUUGUGGGACUCGCUGCUGUGUCCGCGCUCUCUCCAUCCAGAGGCUCUGGUACUUCUGGCUGCUGCUGAUGAUGGGAGUGCUUUUCUGCUGCGGAGCUGGCUUUUUCAUUCGCCGACGUAUGUAUCCAUCUCCUCUGAGCGAAGAGCCCUCCUUUAACGUGUCAUUCACCAGACACCCUGUGAGCACACCAGUCUCUCAGCAACCUGGCAUUCAGGGUUAUGGAGACCCCAGUACUGCUAUGACAAUGCCCCUGGCCCCUGCCUACCCAGGCCAGCCCAGCACAGCCCACAUGAUGAGCUCAUAUCCACCGCCACCCUCCUACUGCAACCAUCCUCCACCUUCUUACGACCAGGUCUUCAAGACCACAGAGAAGAAGUAGGUACAGACGUUCACCUCGGCACAACACACUCCAGCAGAUCAGCGAUCUGAGCCAGGACGACAACACGAUUCUACCCAGAACCUCUGGUAGCCGACAGCUCAGUCUCGAGUAGCUUCAAGUGGCUUGUUUUUAUUUUGUGUGCUUGUUUUUUUGAAUACAGCUUUUUUUUUGUCAUGUUCAUUGUUCAUCAUGUUAGAGGUGGACAGACCUGCUUUUCUCUGACUGUACAAUAUAUUUAAUUAAAAGGAACAUAAAGGUUUUUAUGCCUGGAAGGAUAUGCAGAACGUGAACUGCAUUUGUGCUCAAAUAUUCAGCAUUUUGGAGUUUCAGAGUAAAGGUGCUGGGUGUUGGAAAAAGCUGGAUGCUGGAAAGACGAUGUUAGUAAAUCCAACCGCGUCAUGUUUUUACUGUUGUUCAGUUUGUACAGAGGAAAAUGACAGUUUUCUUCAAAGAACAUCGACCAUUGCCAAGUCCACUGCACUGUCUGAGCAAUUUGAAAGCCUGGAGGCUUGGGACACAAAACUCAGACCAUCUUUUCUAAGGACUGCAGAAAGGACUUUGUUGUAUUUGAACAAAGGUAACUCUGCAGACAGCAACGGUACUCGUGCUGAAGCAAAGUGCAAUGAUAAUGACAGUUCAUUCAUUCACCCUGGUAAUCCAUUAUACACCAGAGGCCACUGGCUGUUGUUAGUGAAGGUCUGAUCUUGAAUCAGCUUAAUAUUCAGAUAGCCUGACAGUGGUAUAACCAAUAAGAACAAGUCCAAGGUUAGUUUAUUCAUUAUACCCAGCAUGCAGUCAUUUCACUGCCAUACAUAGCGACAACCUGAGCACAAGCCACCAUAUUUUCAGCUGUACGUGAUCCGAAAAAACAAUUUUCCAAAUAUAGUUAUUGGACUUGCCAUGUUACCCAUGAACAUGGAGGCAGUCUGGUGAUCCUCUGUUCCAGUCUCCAAAAAAACAUGUAAAUGGACUGAGCGUUCAUUCAAAAGCACACUCGAUAAAUUAACAUAAGAAAUUACAGUAGUGCACAAUUAACUCCUAGAAUGAACUUUUAUACUUUUUAGCAAUUGAUAGCUUUAAUUUUGGAGAAAAGAAGUUGCAGACAACUUCAGCAGAAACUCAGCUCCGAUAUUACAAUAAAUAAUUGUUCUUGUCACAGCGAUGUCAGCGUUCUUUUACGAAAGGUUCAGUGAUGAAAUAACAGUAACGAAAUUAGCAUUCGAUAGUGUGCAGCAAUUGCCUGGGAUUUAACAAAAGCAUAGCACCAGGUGUAAUAUUAACACUUCACCUUAACGACAACAUGCCUUGAAGCUCAAUGUCAUUCUUUUACUCAUGUAAAAGAAGCAGAAAAAAAAGUGUCAGGUAUUCUUGCAAAGAUUCGCGGGAUUUCAAUUGGUCUAGAUAAGGAAUACUGUUCAGAAAUGUAUAGCAGAGAUUAGGAAAUAUUAGAAAAGGUUUUGGACAGGAUAACAUUUGCUUGUUUUUAUUUGUGUUGAUGUACAUUUCAAUGGCUGUUCUAUGCAAAGUGAAGAUGGGGUCAGUUAUAUGUACAACUUGCUUAGCUGUUGUAAUAGGUGUAUGUUGUAUCACUGUAUCAGACUUGGCGACUUGGAAAGACAUGCAAGUUACAGGUGUAAGUGCUAUUACAUGAAACAGUCAAAAUUUAGAUGAAACAUAAGAAUCUGUCCUUUAUCUAAAUAAGAUAAGAAGAUAAAGUUGUUCUCUGUCAUAUUGUAUCCAAUAAACUGUCAUUGACAAAAAAAAUGUGCCAUGCUUGAUGUCAGAGGAUUCAUGAAUAUAAUAGAAUACAGCACAAAAUUCCCUUCUCUCAUUAGGAAUGUGAUUUUUUUUUCUAUUAUCUCUGCAGCUGGAGACAUUAACCAGAGGCCAAUAAAUGGAGUAUCUGCCAGUUUUGGAGGUUCCCAUAUUCAGCAUUGAAUUUCUGUCACUGCCUGAACUCAUGGCUUUAAUGAUUUGUAAUUUUUCAUAAAUAUUUCAGAUUUUAAUCUACCCUCCUAGAGGCAAAAUAUUCAUAAAAAUGUUCCCAUUGGUUGAAAAAAUGCAUUUGCUCUGAAAAUUUUUCUGGAAAAAAUACUAUGUUCUUAAAGCCCUGAGUGUCUAAUUUAAUAUGAGCCAUUAAGCAUCACUGUGGAGUGUGACAUUCAAGGAAAUCCAGUGCUGAAUAUGGACACAACCAAAAUAGGCACAAAUUGAAUUUUUCGACUAAAAACAGCUUCAGAUCUUCAACCAACUGAACUAGCAAUAAUUCUGCCUGAGAAUUUCAAAUGAUACCUUCUGGUGUUCAUGCUGCUCUCGUUCAGUAUUUAAAAUUACAACACGAAUUACGAAAAAUUUAGGACCUUUUUUAAAUUUGAAUAAAACGAAAACUAAGACUUUCAAAUCGCAUGAGCCAAUGUUUUAUGUACAACAGAACAGAGAUAACAUGAAUGUUCAAAUGGAUAGAUUUUUACACUUUUAUCCACUAAAUGAGCUCAUUUCAAAUUUGAUGCCUGCGACAGGUCUCAAAAUAGUUGGGAAGGUGGCAUGUUUUCCAUGGUGUAGCAUCUCCUCUUCUUUUCAAAACGGUUUGAAGACAUCUGGGUUUUGAGGUUAUGAGUUUCUGGAGUCUUGGUGUUGGAAUUUGGUCCCAUUUUUGCCCGAUAAACUGUAAUUGUCCAGCUGCUGAAGAGUUUGAUGUGCCAAAUGUUCUCUAUAGGUGAAUGGACUGCAGGCAGCCAAUUCAGCACUUGGACUUUUCUACGACAAAGCCACGCUGUUGUAAUAGCGACAGUAUUUGGUUUUGCAUUGUCCUUCUGAAAUACACAAGGCCUUUCCCUGAUAUAGACGUCGUCUGGAGGGGAGCAUAUGUUGCUCUAUAACCUUUAUUUACCUGCAUUCAUAGUGCCUUCCAAAACAUACAAUCUGCUUGUAUGCACUUACAGUAUGCACUUACAGUAUGCACCCCAUACCAUCAGAGAUGCUGGCUUUUCAACUGAAAGCUGAUGACACACUAGAAGGUCUCCCUCCUCUUCAGCUCAGAGGACACGGCAUCCAUAAUUUCAAGCAAGAAUGUUAAAUUUGGACCCGUCUGACAGAACACUUUGAUAACAGUUCAUCUUAAAUGACCAUCGGUCCACAGGACACGACAGCACUUCUGGACCUCGUUCACAUGUGGCUUGCUUUUUGCACGAUAGAGCUUUAGUUGGCAUCUGAACGGCGGAUUGUGUUUACCGACAGUGGAUUCUGGAAUUAUUCCUGGAUAAAGGUCUUCGGCCUUGUCCCUUAUGCACAGAGGUUUCUCCAGUUUCUGCAAAUCUUUUGAUGUUAUACACUGUAGAUGAGAUUAGCAAAGCUUUUGAUGUUGAGGAAAUUUUUUUAAGGUAUUCUACAAUCUUUUAGAAGAGAGCCUCAGAUUCUAAUCUUGUUACAGACCUCAUAUCAAUUCACUUAAUUAGUUGCUAGAUCUUCUUCCAGCUGAAUCUUUUCAAAAUGUCUUCGUGGCAACUUUGAGACCUUUAGCAUUCAUCAAAUUAGAAAUGAGCUCAUUUAGUGGAUAAAAGUGUAAAAUUUCUCUGUUUAAACAUUUGUUUUGUUAUCCAUGUUCCACUGUUAACAGAAUAUUGGCUCAAAUUUUCCGGAAUUCGGAUUGUAAACAGGGGUAAAAGUCCUGAAUGUGUGUGGUUACAUUCUAAAUAAGUUUCUUCUGUGAUUGUAUACAGUACA
Messenger RNA from Tachysurus fulvidraco (yellow catfish), 4478 nucleotides. It is a transcript of the gene vopp1b, whose product is annotated as VOPP1 WW domain binding protein. The transcript is spliced from 6 exons. NCBI's taxonomy places the organism in Eukaryota, Metazoa, Chordata, Actinopteri, Siluriformes, Bagridae. The record is from RefSeq and is a predicted model, not a curated record. Gene Ontology annotation, cellular component: cytoplasmic vesicle membrane. Bases 246 to 755 code for a protein of 169 amino acids.